AUGGCAUUUAAUCAAAGCUUUACUCAAUACCUUGGUGGUCUAGAAAAUGCCAUUAAUAACAAAGAUGGAAGAAGAUUGGGGCGUCUGCUUUCCAUUCGAGAUUCACAUAUCCAGAAUCCAGGCUUAAAGCAAAGGGAAGAUGUUAUACACCAUUACGUAUGCCAGCGAUUUGUUCCUCCAUACGUUGACCUCGUUGCUGACCAUAUGAAAGUUAUUGCUGCUAUCAACCAUUAUGACCCUCGCCAUGCUUUCGAUGCACAGUUAGGAUUAAUGCAUUCAUUUGCACGCGCUUUGCAAUCUCAUAAAGAUGAAAACUGGGGAAUCUUAACUAUGUAUGUAGUAAUUUCCGAAUUGACAGCAUUGGCGUUUAGAGUUUACUAUUAUUCCAAAGGCAAGAGCACGGACGUCUUAGAAAAGACGGCGGAAGCAUUAAUGAACUGCUUUAGAGUAUGCGCUGGAGAUAGCCGUUCUGCUUUAGAAAAUUCCAAAAAAUGGGGCAUGUUAGGAAUUGUUAAUAACUUAUUCAAAAUUUAUUUCAAGUUAAAUAAAUUACAUUUAUGUAAACCAUUGACACGAGCUAUAAGUAGUGCUGCAAUAAAAGACGAUUUCCUCAAAUCACAUAUUGUAACGUACAGAUAUUACGUCGGACGGAAGGCUAUGUUUGAUAGUCAGUUCAAGGAAGCCGAUGAAAAUUUAUCAUUUGCUUUUAAUCAUUGCCAUGUUGCCAGUAGAAAAAAUAAAAGGCUAAUUCUUAUGUACUUAUUGCCGGUCAAGAUGAUGCUUGGUUAUAUCCCAAGCAAUAAACUUCUAUCGAAAUAUCGUUUGACACAAUUUAUAGAAAUCGCUAGUGCUGUGAAAAUUGGAAAUUUACUAAAAUUUAAUCAAGCUAUCGAGAAACAUCAGAAAUUUCUAAUUCGAUGUGGAGUAUAUUUAAUGUUGGAAAGGCUUAAAAUGCUAAUCUUUCGGAAUCUUUUCAAGAAAGUAUUCCUGCUAAUGCAAACAUACCAGCUGCCUAUUUCGGCAUUUGUAGUUGCACUUAGUAGUAUGCAGGAAGAAGGUAUUGAUGCAGAUGAGGUCGAAUGUAUUUUAGCAAAUUUAAUUUACACGGGAUAUGUUCGUGGCUAUAUAUCACAUCAACAUCAAAAACUAGUUGUGAGCAAACAGAAUCCGUUUCCUGUUCCAUCUCAAGUUGCAAUACGUUGA
This is a messenger RNA of Trichoplax adhaerens, 1203 nucleotides long. RefSeq lists its product as uncharacterized. The record is from RefSeq and is a predicted model, not a curated record. Gene Ontology annotation, biological process: post-transcriptional tethering of RNA polymerase II gene DNA at nuclear periphery; transcription elongation by RNA polymerase II; poly(A)+ mRNA export from nucleus. The coding region runs from base 1 to 1203 and encodes 400 amino acids. The transcript has 19 exons. Gene Ontology annotation, cellular component: transcription export complex 2. NCBI's taxonomy places the organism in Eukaryota, Metazoa, Placozoa, Uniplacotomia, Trichoplacea, Trichoplacidae. Gene Ontology annotation, molecular function: double-stranded DNA binding; RNA binding.